Messenger RNA from Sinocyclocheilus rhinocerous, 1368 nucleotides. RefSeq names its product N-terminal EF-hand calcium-binding protein 1-like. The transcript has 11 exons. The annotation marks the transcript as partial. Gene Ontology annotation, biological process: regulation of amyloid precursor protein biosynthetic process. Gene Ontology annotation, cellular component: cytoplasm. Gene Ontology annotation, molecular function: calcium ion binding. The record is from RefSeq and is a predicted model, not a curated record. NCBI's taxonomy places the organism in Eukaryota, Metazoa, Chordata, Actinopteri, Cypriniformes, Cyprinidae.
AUGAUGGGAAGCUGUCCUUUGACGAGUUCAAGGCUUACUUCUCAGAUGGUGUUCUGGCAGGAGAUGAAUUAAAGGAGCUUUUCCAUGCAAUUGACACUCAUAACACAAACAAUGUGGACACGGAUGAGCUGUGUGAAUACUUCUCUCAGCAUCUUGGAGAAUAUGAAAAUGUCCUCGCUGCCUUGGAAGACCUGAACGUAUCCAUACUGAAAGCCAUGGAUAAAACCAAGAAGGACUAUCAAGAGGCCACGCAUCUGGAGCAGUUUGUGACACGUUUCCUGUUGAAGGAGACCACCAGUCAGCUGCGGUCUCUCCAGAGCUCUCUGGAGUGUGCCAUGGAGACCACAGCCGAACAGACCCGGCAGGAGAGACAGGGGCCUGUGAAGCCAGAGGUUCUGCCUAUUCAGUGGUCAGGAAGGAGAUCUAAUCGAAGACUUCAAAGGAAUAACAGCUUGUCUCCGAACAACCCACUUCUGAACCUUGUCAAUUCAGGUCUGUAUGAAGAGGACAAUCAAUGGAUAACUCAGAUCAACAGACUGCAAAAGCUGAUCGACCGUCUUGAGAAAAAGGAACUGCGUUUGGAGCCGGUGGAAGAAGAGGUGUUGGGAAGUUCCACCAAAUCACACAUCCUGAUCGUUCAGAGGCAGCUCUCAGUGCUGGAGGAGGAAGUGGAGGAGUUUCGUCUGGCUCUCCGGCAGUACAUGGACUGCGCCAGCACCCAGACUGGCUGCCUCCAUGUUGCAGUUCAGAGGCUUGCCAAUGAAUCCCGCUUCAUACUGUAUGAGUUCUGGGAGCAAAGCAACGUGUGGAAGAAUCAUCUGCAGACCAAUUACAGCAAAACCUUCCAGAGAGGCAAUGUGGAUUUCUUAGAGACGCCAGAGAUUAUGACAACUAUGCUGGUUCCAGCAUCAUGGUGGGUCCUCAACAAUAACUAGAAUCCGUGGACUCCCGUUAGAUGACAGCAGACAUUAUGAGGACCACACAAGCCUGGACUGACAUCUGCAUCCCCGUCAUCGGUCAUAGUGACUAGCACUUGCUUUCCAUUUUGUUACAUUCUUAGCUAUAUACGAGUAGUGUAAACUGUAGAGGAUAUCAAAUAAAGCAACGAGAUCUUUGUUCUGAUGAUAGCACUCCAAUCCCAUCAGAGUUGCAUAAGAUAAGUGUUCAUCUGUGCCGUGAGAGUACAGUGUUGAGUGCUGUCAGUCUGUCUGUAGCACAGGUCUGUGUCUCCUCUCGUAGCAGUUCUUGUGAUCAUUCCUGAACAUAUCAAGAGUUCCUGACAUGACCAUUUCUUUGAAAAGAUAUACUUCUGCUGUUGUAUUUUAUGUAGUUUGUCAGCUGUGAAUAAACAUAUUAAAUUAAUGUGAC